Molecule: messenger RNA, 738 nt
Organism: Panicum virgatum (switchgrass)
Lineage: Eukaryota; Viridiplantae; Streptophyta; Magnoliopsida; Poales; Poaceae
Exons: 1
Coding region: 285-611 (108 amino acids)
Source: RefSeq, a predicted model, not a curated record
GUCAACUGCUUUUGAGACACCCCCUCACCUCACCUGUGACUGUGACUCUCUGACUGUGAGUGUGAGUGAUGAAAAAAUAAAGUCCAGAGCAUCGGCUUUCACACCUUGCAGUGCAGCAAGACCAAUCCCUCUCUCCCAAGCUCUCCGGUCUCCGCUAGCUUUCACUUCUCCCAAGUCCCAACCCGUUGGCUGGCUGGCUUUAACAAGGUGCGUGGCUCGAUCCAUGGCGUGGACGCUGCUGACCAUCUGAUCCAGUUCUACUCAGCUCGAGGCAUGCGUGGCCGAUGCCCAGCUCAGCCGCCGCGCGCCCCCUGCUGCUGCUGCUCCUCUUCUUCUCCUCCUUCCUCGUCCUGCAGAUCCCGUCGUUGCUCGGUUCUCGUUCGGCGCACGCCGCCGUCGCGGACCCCACUGCUGGGCGGCGGCUUCUCCCCGCGCACGCAGUGCCCGAGCUGCAGCCCGUGGAUCAGGCGGUGAUGAAGGAGAAGGUGGCGGCGCAUCCACGGGCCAUGGAGAGUACAGCAACGAGAAGAAGCGGCAGCGGCGGCUCAGCGUUCGUGGACGCAGUGAGUAAACAUCAGGUGCCAAGCGGCGCCAACCCGGACUCCAAUUAGCUUAGCGAUGUGUCGAUUCAAUUCGCCCUGCCGGGCCGGAGAGCAGCUACCGGAUUAGUAAUGUAUCUCGUGUAUGUAUGCUUGUGUAUAAUAUGUAUGUAUGCUUUAAUCUGUUGCUACGACCAAA